This is a messenger RNA of Megalops cyprinoides (Indo-Pacific tarpon), 4637 nucleotides long. RefSeq names its product serine/threonine-protein kinase 10. Gene Ontology annotation, molecular function: protein serine/threonine kinase activity; ATP binding. The transcript has 17 exons. Gene Ontology annotation, biological process: protein phosphorylation. Lineage: Eukaryota; Metazoa; Chordata; Actinopteri; Elopiformes; Megalopidae. The coding region runs from base 187 to 4587 and encodes 1466 amino acids. The record is from RefSeq and is a predicted model, not a curated record.
UGGACGGCGGCAGGUCCUGGACUCUUCGCUCAGUCACUCGACGGUCCUGGAGGGGCCGGUGUGGAAGAAGGGACGGGGGUUGGGCUGAGCAGUUGACCCACCUCCAUACCUUGGGAUUGGGGGUGGGCGGGGUUUGGAUAGCGGUGCCUGGAGAGGUUGGGGGCGGCCGAGCAAGAGAGGGGUGCCAUGGCGUCCCUGCUGAUGCGCAUCUUCCGCCUGGGAGCAGAGAAGAAGCGAGUGAAGCAGUACGAGAACCUGAAGAGAGACCUGGACCCGCAGGAGAGCUGGGAGACGCAGGGGGAACUGGGAGACGGAGCGUUCGGAAAGGUCUACAAGGCACGCAGUCGGACGACUGGGGCCCUUGCUGCGGCUAAGGUCAUAGAGGUGCGAGGUGAGGAACAGCUGGAAGAUUACAUCACCGAGAUCGACAUUCUGGCAGCCUGUCGCCACAGCAAUGUCGUGGCCCUGUUGGAUGCUAUCUUCUUUGAAGGAUGGCUGUGGAUCCUGAUCGAGUUCUGUCCGGGCGGUGCCCUUGAUGACAUCAUGCUGGAGCUGGAGCAUGGUCUGUCAGAGCAGCAGAUCAGUGAGGUUUGCUGCCAGACACUGCAGGCCCUGUUGUACCUGCACCAACACCACAUCAUCCACAGAGACCUGAAGGCCGGCAACAUACUGCUCACCCUGGAGGGACAUGUCAAACUGGCGGAUUUUGGAGUGUCUGCCAAAAACGCCAGUACCCUGCAGAAACGGGCCACUUUCAUUGGUACACCUUACUGGAUGGCUCCUGAGGUGAUCCAGUGCGAGACCUCCAAGGACAACCCUUACAGCUUCAAGGCAGACAUCUGGUCCCUGGGAAUCACGCUGAUUGAGGCGGCCGAGAUGGAACCCCCCCACCACUCCCUCAACCCCAUGAGGGUCCUGCUGAAGAUCACCAAGUCUGCUCCCCCCACCCUCACCAACCCCCGCCAAUGGUCGUCCCACUUCCAGGACUUCCUGCGGAGGGCUUUGCAGAAGAACCCCGAAACACGCUGGAGUGCGCAGCAGCUCCUCGCGCACCCCUUCUCCUGCGCGGGACGAGAUGGGAGGGCUCUCAAGGAGCUCAUUGCUGAGGCCAAGGCUGAGGUCACUGAGGAGAUAGAGGCAGAGUCCUUGCCAGACCUGCAGCAUGCCCUGGCUGAGGAAAUGGCUAUGGAGACUGAAAAGGUGGACCUUGUGCAUGCAGAUGAGGCAGCAGUCAGGGACCCAACACUUGAGCCAGAAAGUCCUCCGGAGCGUCCAAGGACUGUGGAGGAUGGUGUAGAUCACUCCAAAAGUGUUUCCAAAGCUCCCACCCCCUCAGCUGCAGACACCAGCGUGGUAGUGACCAGGAGGGCAUCGCAUGCCACUGAGAAGGCCCAGAAAAGGGCACGGCGUCUGUCUGUGCCCGGGACCCUCCUCUCCUUGUUCACUGGCAACUCGAGACGCUGCAAGUCAGGUUUUUGGGGGGAUAGUCCGAUACCAGCAGCAAAUCCUGAUCAGAGCCAGCAGAAUGGCCCAGGUGGGAGUGCUGAUGGAGGUCUGGGUGUGACCUCAGCAGAGAAGAAGAGCAGAGACCAGGAGGAGAGAACAGAGGAGACUGGUCAGGAGGGUCAGAACAAGACCUGUACCCCUGCCGAUGAAAAAGAGUCGACCACUUUCUUUAGGGCUCUCAGCCUCAAACAAGAAACAGAAACAGCCCACCCAGAGGAAACAGAGGGAGACUCAACAACACACCUGACUGAGCCGAAGGUUGAUUUGGCUGAGGAGCAAACACCAGAGUCUCCCAAAACCGGUUCAGACCCUCCUGAAACACAAACAGAGUCCGAGGUCCCCUGUGUCUUGUCUGACAGUGGCCCUGUUUUAAAUGAGAGUUCCAGAACUGUGACUGUUUCAGGCAAUGGUGUCACCAAGGAGGUCCUAGAGAGUCAGGGUUCCCUGGAGAGUGGACAGAAAUGCCAGACAGCGCCGGUGGCUAUGGCUGCCCCUCCAUUCAGGAUCAUGGAGGCCUGUCUCCUCUCACUGCAGCUGCAAAGUGCCCUGAUCCCAGCUCUGUGUCUGGAAAUGCCUUGGACUUGCACAAAGGGCAAGGCAGAACCAGAGCACUCAGUAAUGGACUGCCUGGAUUUGUCCGUUGAAAGCCAAGGUGUUAGACAUCCAGCUGCAGCAGAGGCCAGUGAGGACACUCUGAAACACGAGGAAAGUCAUGGGACAGAGGAGAAGGUGGUAACAGAGAGGAGAGACAGACCACAGGAGGAAAAGGAGGAGGAUGAUUGUGCUCCUGCUGAGAAGAAUGGGGAGGGAGAACAGGAAAAGAGUGAAGAGGGAGAAAGAGAACAAGGGGAGGCAGAUGGAGGGGAGGUGAAAGAAGAUAGGAGGGAGGAAAAAGAGAAAAGAGAUGUGGAGGGAGAAGAGGAAAAGGCUGAGGGAGGGCUUAAAGAGACUGGAGAAGUGUCAAGUGGCGAGACAGAGAAGGAGAACAGUGGAAGUUUUGAGGGAGAGGAGGGAAAAAAUGCUAAUGCAGAGGACAUAAACAAAAUAGUCUCACAUUCAGAGGAGGAGGGAGGGGAACAGGUGAGCAAAGCUGUAAAGGAAACACAGCCAGAACAGAGGGAGGACACAGUGUCUGAAAAGAAUCUGGAGACAGGACUUCCAGACAACCAAGGAGAGGAUGAGGGAUACAAAGAGAGAGAGGGAAGGCAGGAAGAUGUGUUAGUGUUAGAGAAGGAAGUUGAGGGAAAAGAGGGAAAAGAGUUAGAGGAAUGUGAACAUGUGAACAGAGAGAAAACAGAACAGGAGCUGGAAACAGGGAGACAAGACACAGAUGCUAGAGAGGAUGAAAUAACAGAGGAGGAAGGAUCAAUAAGAAAGAAGGAAAAAGAGGAGGAGGAGGAGGGGAAUGAGAGUAUAGACAGAAAGUCAGGAGAGUGUGGGAAGGUUGGAGGAGAAAACCUGAAGAAUGUGGAGGCAGGGCUUGUUGAAGUAGGGAGGAAAGAUGCUAAAGCCAGAGAGAAGGAGGAAGAAGAGGCUAAAAUGAAGAGCAGAAAGAAACAGGAGAAAGGAAGCAUCAGAGCCAAGAAAUCCACAAAGAAGGUGAACUUUGCCAAGGAAGUGUUCACAGGAAAACAGGAGGAGGGGAAAGGAGGGGGAGCUGAGAAUGAGACUAAUUUUGUGAAUGGCAGUGCUGCUCCAUCAGGUAGGACAGAUCAGGAAGUCCCAGACGGGACUUACUCAGUAUCUAAUGGAAGCCAGGUGGUGGAGGAUGAAUCCGGAUUCUCCAGGAAUGAACACAAAAUUGACAGGGAGAAUCCACUGAGCUCAGGACCUGAAGGGGAGUUGACCCACAACAGAAAAACAGUUAAAAAAACAAGGAAAUUUAUGGUGGAUGGCCGAGAGAUGAGCGUCACCACCUCAAAAGUCAUCAGCGAUGGUGACAGAAAGGAACAGCAGAUGCGGUCUGUCAGGCGACAGGAGCUGCACGCGCUCAAACUGCUGCAGAGGGAGGAGCAGAGGGAGUAUGCGCAGCUGGAACAGCGACUGCAGCAGCAGCGGGAGCAGAUGUUCAGGCACAUUGAGCAGGAGAUGACCGGGAAGAAGCAGUACUAUGACGGGGAGCUGGAGCGUGUGGAGCGUCAGUACCGCCAGCAGAGCGAGCGCAUGGAGGCGGAGCACACCAUCCGGCUGAGGGAGGAGGCUCACAGGCUGAAGGCCCAACAGGAGCGGGAGCUGAGCCGCAAAGGGGCGGCGCUGAAGGCUGACCCCAGGGAGGAGCAGCGUUUCCUGCAGAAACAGCAACAGGAGUUAAAUGAGACAUUGCAAAGGGCUGUCCAGGAGCACAAGAGGAAAGUGGCCUCUAUGGAGUGGGAGAUCACCGCCAAAUCACAGCAGCUAAAGAGAGCCCGGGAGUCAGUGAUCUGGGAGCUGGAACAGCGCCACCUACAGGAGAAGUACCACCUGUUCAAGCAGCAGGUGAAGGAGCAGUUCUCACUACAGAGACAGCAGCUCACCAAGAGGCACAGCAAGGACAAGGAGCGCGCCUCCCGUUACCACCAGUCACUGAUGGAGGAGCAGCGGUUGUUUCAUGCGCAGGAGAGAGCCAGCCUCCAGCGCUCCCAGCGUAAUGAAUCCAAGGCUCGACUGGCCCAGUUCAAGCUGGACCUCAGGGCUCUGGGGCUGAGCGGUCCGGAGCACAGACAGCGCCUCACACAGUUUGUGUCAGAGGAAGAGGCGAGACAGAAGCAGGAGAGACAGACUCUACAGCAGAGUCAAGAGAUGCAGCUAAAACAGCUACAGGAAAAGUGUGACGGCAACAUCGCUGAGCUCCAGCAGCUCCAGAAUGAGAAACUCCAGCUGCUGGUAGACAGAGAGAAGAAGAAAAUCAGAGGGCUGGAAGAUGAACAUACACUGGAGCUGAACGAGUGGAGAGACAAACUGGCCUGCAGGAAAGAGGUGUUAGAGGAAGACCUGGCACGUAGACGCAGAGAGAAGGAAGGGGGACGUAGACGGGGCAGUGAACCUGAAUCCAGAAUCACUGGCCGCCGACCUCGAUUCUUCCCCAGCAUGAGCUUCUCCUAGUGAAGCACCAUGUACCUCAAAUAUUACACACACACACGCGCACACACAUG